AUGGCGUCAUCGGCCGGCGACGCGAGUAGCGUCCCGCCCGCUGCCGGCGGCGGAGGGAGUGGGGGGAGCGCGGGGGCUCCGCCGGAGGGGUAUCGCGCGAACGUGGGGGUGUGCGUGGUGAACGCGGCGAACGAGGUGUUCGUGGCGUCGCGUCUGGACAUGCCGGGCGCGUGGCAAAUGCCGCAGGGCGGCAUUGAUGCGGGGGAGGACAUCCGCAGCGCCGCCCUGCGCGAGCUGCGCGAGGAGACAGGCAUCUCGUCCGCCCUGCUGCUCGCGGAGACGCCCGAGUGGUUGUGCUAUGACUUCCCCCCUGCUGUGCGCCAGAAGCUUGCCGUGCAGUGGGGGCGCGAGUGGAAGGGGCAGGCUCAGAAAUGGUUCCUGUUCCGCUUUGUGGGGGAAGAGAGCGAGAUCAAUCUGGAGGGGCAGGGAGGCGAGCCGCCAGAGUUUUCCGAGUACAAGUGGCUGCCGCCUGCUGACGUGGUGGCUGCGGCGGUGGAAUUUAAACGACCUGUGUAUGAAGCAGCCAUGCGUGUAUUCGAGCCCAUUCUAGCAUCGCAGCAAUCCGCAGCAGCCGUUGAUGGACCAAGCUCAUAA
Molecule: messenger RNA, 594 nt
Organism: Closterium sp. Yama58-4
Lineage: Eukaryota; Viridiplantae; Streptophyta; Zygnematophyceae; Desmidiales; Closteriaceae
Source: the annotation of a GenBank genome assembly